GGUUGGCAGGUUCUGAGACACGGCAGGGGGUGCCACACAGUGCCAGGCAGAGUGGGCUGGGGCCUUGUCACCAAAGCAAAGAAGUCUCUGCUAGGCCGGGAGGCAGCUGUCCCAUGCUCUGCUGAGCACGGUACCAUGCCUUGGCUACUCCUCCUCCUGCUGCUGCUAAUGGUGCCAGCAGGCCCAACCUCUGCCAGGGAGAGUGCAGCUAAGCACCUCACACUCACCCGGGGACGGAGACAAGUGACCAUGGAGGAUGACUAUGAUGAGGAGUAUGAAGAAUACCAAACAGAACCUCCUGAAACAUUCACAGUAGUCUCUGUAGUCUCCGGGGUUAUGACUAUGGGGGGCCAUCAGCGGGCAGGUUCUGUGCAGCCUGGGAGUCCUGAGCCGCCCACAGUGGCGGCCCGCAUAGAGCCGGUCACACAGCAGAGUCUGGUCACAGAGGAUCUGGCCUCACCAAGGAGCUCUGUAACUGUCUCUAGCACAGAGGCACCAUUCAAAAAGGGGGCCCUCUCCAUGCAACCAGCAGCCACGGAGGCAGAGACCACACAGCCUGUGCCCACAGAAGCAGAGACCUCAGAGCCUGCACCCACGGAGGCAGAGACCUCAGAGCCUGCGGAGGCCAUGCUCACAAGUUUCACAGCCAUAAAAGCUCUGUCCACAGAGCUAUCUGCCACAGAGCCCAUUGCCACAGUGGCUAUGUCUACAGAGACAGACACCACAGAGUUCUCAGCCACAGAACCCACCCCCACCGUUACCUUUCUCGGGCACUCUGUCAUUCAAAAGGACAGCACCGUGGCAGCCAGCAACUUAUCCGGCUCAGGCCUGAAAAAAGGACCAGCUGUGCCCACUGGGAACUCCAUGUCCCCCUCACCGACUGAGGCCUCAGGGCACAUCCCUGUGAGGCAGUGCCUUCUGGCCAUCCUCAUCCUGGCACUGGUGGCCACCAUCUUCCUCGUGUGCACUGUGGUGCUGGCAGUCCGCCUGUCCCGCAAGGGCCAUAUGUACCCAGUGCGUAACUACUCCCCCACUGAGAUGGUCUGCAUCUCAUCACUGCUGCCCGAUGGGGGAGAGGGAGCCUCGGCCACAGCCAACGGAGGUGUGAGCAAGGGCCAGGACCUCAAGGCAGAGGACAGGGAGGACCGCGAGGGGGACAACCUCACCCUGCACAGCUUCCUCCCAUAGCCGCCCUCAGUCCCCGGCUCUUGCCCCCUCCACAGCCCCACAGCACUGGGCUUGUGGGGAGCCCAAGGGAGGGAUUUGAGCACAGGACUGUGGCUGCCCCAGACAGGGCCAAGAGCAGCCACAGUCCUGCAGCCACGUAGGCCCAGUGGGGAGAACACCUCCUUCUCUCUGCUGCCGUGGUAGAGCCAGCUGUGCCCUGGCCAGCGCCAAGGCUGGCAGCCACUCUGCCUGUGGGACUCUUGCCCCUUUCUUCCCCCUACUGCUGUCUGCUGCCUGCCUCCCUCCAGGCCCUGGGGCUCAUCCCCAGGUACCACGGAUGACUAAGUUACCCGCCCACUCCCACAGCCACUACUGACACUGCCUCUGGUUGCUGUGGUGGCCAGGUAGGACAGGAACACUUGGGGAUGGGUGCCACAGAGUGAGACUCCUGAAGCCAACUCCUUCUGUCCCUGUCCCCUGAGCAGCAUCGCCCAGCCGAGGGAGCUUGGUAGGGUAGAUCCUCUGGGCCAGGGAGAUUCCUUCCGGGGACAGAGUGAGCCUUCCCUGCCCUCACCUGUGUUCCCUGUGGCCAUGAUUCAGGUGGGUCCUAUCCCGUUCUCAACAGCAUCCCCCACGCCCCCAGCCCAGCCUCAGUAAACAUUUGAUGAAGGGUGCAUGGUGGCUGAGUCCUUUGCAGGCUCCCUCUGUCCU
Octodon degus (degu) is the source of this 1878-nucleotide messenger RNA. RefSeq names its product selectin P ligand (gene Selplg). The record is from RefSeq and is a predicted model, not a curated record. The coding region runs from base 136 to 1188 and encodes 350 amino acids. NCBI's taxonomy places the organism in Eukaryota, Metazoa, Chordata, Mammalia, Rodentia, Octodontidae. The transcript has 3 exons. Gene Ontology annotation, cellular component: plasma membrane. Gene Ontology annotation, biological process: hemopoiesis; leukocyte tethering or rolling.